AUGGCUGCAUUGCAUAUGGUGUCGCAUGUUAGCGGCGGGCUGUCGUCAGUAGCCCCUACAGCAUCCGCGUCAUCGGGGUUCGACGAGAUGGCGGCGGGGAGGACGCGCAAGUACUACAUGGUGGGGGGGAAGGGCGGCGUGGGGAAGACGAGCGUUGCACGCAUCCACGUCAUCAGGGUUCGACGAGAUGGUGGCGGGGAGGACGUGCAAGUAUCACAUGGUGGGGGGGAAGGGCGGCGUGGGGAAGACGAGCUGCGCGCAUCCACGUCAUCAGGGUUUGACGAGAUGGUGGCGGGGAGGACGCGCAAGUACUACAUGGUGGGGGGGAAGGGCGGCGUGGGGAAGACGAGCGUGUCCGCGGCUCUAGCAGUGAAGUUCGCCAACGAGGGCCAUCGCCCGCUCGUGGUUUCCACCGAUCCCGCGCAUUCUCUCAGCGACUCCUUCGCCCAGGACGUGUCAGGGGGAACGCCAGUGGCUGUGGAAGGAACCGACCUGCCUCUGUUCGCCAUGGAGAUCGACCCAGAGCAGGCGCGGGAGGAGUUUCGGACAGCAACAGGGAAGGAUGGUGGCAAGGGCGUGAAGGACUUUAUGGACUCAGUGGGGCUGGGCGGCUGGGUUGACCAGGGCGUGAAGGGCUUCAUGGACUCCGUGGGGCUGGGCGGCUGGGUUGACCAGGGCGUGAAGGACUUUAUGGACUCCAUGGGGCUGGGUGGCUGGCUCGACCAGUCGACUCAAAAAACAUCUCCUCCGACUCCUUCCUUCUCCCUCUUCCGCUCUCUCCCCCGAUUGCCGGGCUCGCAGCUGAGCGAGCUGAAGCUGGGCGAGCUGCUGGACACACCACCACCUGGGCUGGAUGAAGCUGUUGCCAUCGCCAAGGUAGGUGGUGCAGCUCAUCUCAUGCAAGCCACUGAGAACAGCAACUUCACUCGCAUCACCUGUUGUACUCCUCUUUCACCUUUCCCUCAUCUAUCAUUGACUCUCACCUCCUCUCACCUCCUCUCACCUCCUCUCAACUCCUCUCACCUCCUCUCACCUUCUCUCACCUUCUCUCAACUCCUCUCACCUCCUCUCACCUCCUCUCACCUCCUCUCAACUCCUCUCACCUCCUCUCACCUUCUCUCACCUUCUCUCAACUCCUCUCACCUCCUCUCACCUCCUCUCACCUCCUCUCACCUCUUCUCACCUCUUCUCACCUCCUCUCACCACUCUCCACCACUCUCUCUUCCCCCAGGUGGUGCAGUUCAUGCAAUCACCCGAGGACACACGCUUCGGCUCCUCUCCCUCCUGGAUUUCCUGGAUGCAUCCAUCGGGAAAAUCCUCACACUCAAAAACAAGAUCAGCUCUGCCACGUCAGCAGUCAAGUCCCUCUUUGGUCAGGAGGAUGGCAAGCCUGACACGGCAGUGGAGAAGCUGGAGCAGCUGAAGGAGCGGAUGGUGAUGGUGAGGGAGAUUUUCCGCGACCAGAAGGCCACCGAGUUCAUUAUAGUCACAAUCCCCACAAUCAUGGCGAUCAACAAGAGCGCCCGCCUGCUGAAAUCCCUGGAGGUGGAGGGUGUGCCGGUGAAGCGGCUUAUAGCGAAUCAGAUCCUGCCCAAAUCGAAUUCCGACUGCAAAUUCUGCAACAUCAAACGCAAGGACCAGCAACGAGCAUUGGAUGGCGUGGAAGCGGAUAAGGAG
Closterium sp. Naga37s-1 is the source of this 1677-nucleotide messenger RNA. The record is from the annotation of a GenBank genome assembly. Lineage: Eukaryota; Viridiplantae; Streptophyta; Zygnematophyceae; Desmidiales; Closteriaceae.